This is a messenger RNA of Candidula unifasciata, 1416 nucleotides long. The record is from the annotation of a GenBank genome assembly. Lineage: Eukaryota; Metazoa; Mollusca; Gastropoda; Stylommatophora; Geomitridae.
AUGUCUGAAGAUUCGAACCCCGGCUACUCGCCUUCCACGCUGGAGCAGCUAACCAGCAGUUACAGCUCUAUCCACGGGGUUCUGAGUCUCGUAGUCUGCGCCUUUGGGAUCCCCAUGAAUGUCCUCAACAUUAGCAUCCUGACCCGGAAGAAGAUGCGAACACCUGUGAACUGUAUUUUAACCUGGCUGGCGAUCUUUGACCUUCUGACCAUGACCUCGUACGUGCCGUUUUCACUGCACUUCUAUUGUUUAACAUGGAACAUGUCGCCAGAGAGGAACUCCUUGAGCUGGAUGACGUUCCUGAUCUUCCACUCGGACUUCACCUCCACCACCCACACCAUCAGCAUCUGGCUGGGGGUCACGCUGGCCAUGUUCAGGUACAAACACAUCUUCUCUCCAGCCAAAGGUCACCUGACGCGAGCAAGGCGCCUGAUCCGGGCGCGGAUUGCCGUCUUUGGGGUGGUCAUCUUGUCCGUCUUGGUGAUGAUUCCCAAUUACUUGAUGAACCGGCUCAAGGAACUCUCCUACAACAACCCUGAAACCAACGAAACGGAAACGAUGUUCAUCCCUGAGCCUGUCAACAUGGAAACCGAGGACCUGAAACCGCUGGCGCAGGCGAGCCUGCUGCUGCACAGCGCCCUGGCCAAACUACUGCCUUGCAUCUUAAUGGUCGUCUAUGGAGGGUUGCUGGUGAAGACUCUCCGGACCAACAUUCGAAUGGUAGCCCGCCGAAACGCAGGCAACAGCUCUUUCAGUAAAAUCUCUACCAGAGAGCCAUCUUCGGUUCAGGAACAAGAAACUAGCGAGCCACGUUCUAAACUUCUUGCAAAGAACUCCAUUCAGCAGAAAAACAGUGCUGGGCAGAACCAUGAGGACCACAAGAACCACUUACCCAGCUGCAACUCGCAGUUGACCAUCAAUGCUAACAACUCCACCACACUGGUCUAUUUAACAAAACCGGCCAUUUUCUUGCCGUCAAAUUCUUGCUGUUCUUCAACGGUGCCAUUAACCGGAAGAGGGAAUCGACAGCUGACACGUCAUCGGGAUAAUUCUCGAACAACGCGCAUGCUGCUGGUUGUCAUAACCCUGUUUCUGGUCACGGAGCUCCCUCAAGCGGUCCUCAUCGUUCUCUCCGCCACCAUCACCGGCUUUUUCCUGAAGGUCUACGUGCCCCUUGGAGAUGUUAUGGAUAUGGUCGCGCUAGUUAACAACGGAAUCAACUUUCUGCUGUACUGCAUCAUGUCCCGGGACUUUCGGACCACGCUUCUAGACAUGCUGAAGUCAGUCAUGGACCGGGUCAGUGCAGCUUCUGCUAGACUGGACGGCGUCUUUCACAAGUCAUCGACAGGGAUUGUUGACCAGCCUAGCAAGCAACACUCGACCCUGCUCAUGAAUAAUAAACACUGCACUUUGUAA